AUGAUUUCUCUACAGUCCAUCAGAACUCAGCCUGGAAAAGCUGAGAGAGUCCAGGCUUCAGAUCCCCACCCAGCAAGUUUGUCCUUCCCUUUCCAUACACUUCUCUGUCUGUUCCUGAUGGGCCUACCUCUCUUUUGCACAGGCCCCCUGGUAUGCAGCACCGGGACAGUCUCUACUCCUCAACCUGUAGUCAGAGUUCCCGAGAAUAACCCUACCACAUUGUACUGUUCCUACUCGGGCUUUUCCUCUCCCCGUGUGGAGUGGAAGUUUGUUCAUGGCGACACCACCAGCCUUGUCUGCUAUAACAGCAAGAUCACAGCUUCUUAUGCAGAUCGAGUUGAAUUUUUAUACAGUGGCAUUCGGUGGAAGUAUGUGACCAGAAAAGACAAUGGGACGUAUACAUGUAUGGUCUCUGAGGACGGUGGCAACAACUACGGGGAGGCCACCGUCGAGCUCGUUGUGCUUGUGCCUCCAUCCAAGCCUACAGUCAAUAUCCCCUCCUCUGUCACCAUUGGGAACCGAGCGGUGUUGACUUGCUCCGAGAAAGAUGGUUCUCCACCCUCUCACUACACUUGGUUCAAGGAUGGGGUACAGGUGCCUACAGACCCCAAGAGCAGUCGGGCCUUCAUCAACUCUUCCUAUACUCUGAAUCAAAAUACAGGAGAACUGAUCUUUGAUCCUGUGUCAGCCUUUGAUACUGGAGAAUACUCCUGUCAGGCAGAUAAUGGGGUGGGCUCAGCCAUGAAGUCUGAUACUAUGCACAUGGAAGCUGCGGAGCUGAAUGUGGGAGGCAUCGUGGCAGCUGUCCUGGUAACACUCAUUCUUCUUGGGCUCCUGAUUUUUGGCAUCUGGUUUGCCUAUAGCCGAGGCUAUUUUGAGAGAACAAAGAAAGGGACUUCCGGUAAGAAGGUGAUUUACAGCCAGCCCUCUGCUCGAAGUGAAGGGGAGUUCCGACAGACCUCAUCAUUCCUGGUGUGA
Messenger RNA from Elephantulus edwardii (Cape elephant shrew), 978 nucleotides. RefSeq names its product F11 receptor (gene F11R). Bases 1 to 978 code for a protein of 325 amino acids. Gene Ontology annotation, biological process: establishment of endothelial intestinal barrier; intestinal absorption; regulation of membrane permeability. The transcript has 10 exons. Lineage: Eukaryota; Metazoa; Chordata; Mammalia; Macroscelidea; Macroscelididae. Gene Ontology annotation, cellular component: bicellular tight junction. The record is from RefSeq and is a predicted model, not a curated record.